UAUAUGCUUUUCAAAUAGUAAAUUGUAUAUUGAAUUAUAAUUAUGUCUAAUAAUUGGCCGUUUUGCCUGUUUGAUUGAGAUAUAAGCAUUUUAAUUAUUGGCGACGUAACUACCGCCAGUGAUUGACAGUUCAAAAUGGCGGAAGAACUGAAAAUAAAUUUUGAAGAAUUUUAUGGAUGAAAUGUCUCAUUUUACAGUAUAAGAUUGCUAAGGCACAAGGUAAAGUCCAUGUGAUGAAUUCUUCUGCAGUUUUGAUCUUCCCCAUCAAAAGUUUAUGAUAUAAGGAAAAUAUUACCAAAACAACCAUGCCAAGCACAAUAUUUAGUUUUGCUGAGGUGGAUGUCAUCAAACUUGUAUCAGAAUUCCUUCAAAACAGGGACUUGAACAUUUCUAUGUUAUCACUUGAGCGUGAAACUGGGGUGAUAAAUGGAGUCUACUCAGAUGAUGUUUUGUUUCUCAGACAGUUAAUUCUUGAUGGACAGUGGGAUGAUGCUCUUGAGUUUAUUCAGCCACUUGGCAAGGCAGACAGCUUCAACUUGAAGCUGUUUAUGUACUUGAUUCUGAAGCAUAAAUAUCUAGAGUUACUAUGUUUGAAAGAGGAGACAGGAAACCAUGAGUUCACAGUUGACGAAGUUGUGACAUGCUUGAAUUCGCUAGAACAAUAUUGUCCUAAUAAGGAAGAUUACAGUAAUUUAUGCUUAUUAUUGACAUUGCCAAAACUUUCUGAGCACCAUGACUACCAAAAUUGGAACCCUAGCAAUGCAAGAGUACAAUGUUUUAAGGAUGUAUAUCCAUUGGUUGAAAUGUUAUUGAAUGACAGAAGAGCGGAACAUGCAGUUGCAGUAUCGAAAAAUGACAGGCUGAUUCAAUUAUUGAUCAAAGGAUUGUUAUAUGAAUCUUGUGUUGAGUUCUGUCAAAAUAAAGCAACAAGCUCGGAUUCAGAUUCCAGUAAACUACAAAUGUCAACUAUUUUGAAUGGAACUGGAUUUAGCGAUGCUGACAUGAGCUUGUUAUCCUGGCUCCAGAGUAUCCCGCAUGAUACAUUUGGAUGUCCAUUUGAACAAAAAAUGUUAAACAUUGACAUUAAACCACUAGAAAAACCUUCUCUUGACGCAUCCUGGUCAGAGCAAAUCUUGGUGACUCCCAUAAAGCCAAAGAUGUUUCCGCACAGUGCAGUUCCAACAUCAAGACCACGCUCUGCAGAGUACAUGUCUCGAUCUAUGAUCCCACAAUUUGAAGGUCUUGCCCAGGGUCUUUUACAAGGCAGGGCAGAUAUAUUCAACAGAUCAUCACCAAGCAGCAAUCCUCUUUCGCGAUCCUAUCAUAACGCCAGCUUUCAGUUAAAUCCUACUCACGCUCCACAGAAGCGUGACAUAAUGAGCACUUCUAUUGACAAACUUUUCCAAACAUCUGAGUAUAUAGAUACUCAGUGUAAUGUCUCGAGUGAAUUUGAAAACACUCCUCCUAAGCCAUAUCCAAAGAUGCCAACACAGUCUGUCACCCCACCCCAGAGUCCCAGAUCAAAACCUUCAGAGAAGUAUAACACAUCCCCUGAAAAGGGUUAUAACAAUGGAAAAUCGACACCAGUUCAAGCAAACACCCCACAAUCUUCCAUGAAGGAGAGCAUGCAUGAUUCAAGUGCUGAGCUGUUCAAAGAAUACCAGAAACAGAAGCUGAAACUCCAGGAACAGCUAGCGAUGCAAGAGAAACAACGUUUGGAGAUGCAGAAGCAACUUUUAGAGAUGGAGAUUCGAGAAAGAACCAGCAUCGAUGACACACAGUUGAAUAACAGUGCAGAAAUGUAUACAUCAUACAAUUCAAAUAUCAAACUUGACAACCAAGCCCAGACACACGCAUCUCCAACAUCAAUGCUUGAACAUUUAGAAAAAGGAGACUAUUUCCAAGACACCCUCGAUAAAAACUCCCCCGUCCUAAAUCCUACAGUGCCAACACAAUCAAAACACCUUGAUCUCACAUUCAGUCCUGCCAAUCUACCCAUCCAUGGGGUCAAGAAGCAUUCUGAGAAACACUCAGCUUUUGCAUCCCCCGUCCCUGGUUCUGACCCCCAAGAAAAAUUCUCUGAUUCACCAAACGCCAUAAAAAACCUUCAGAAAUCAUUUGAAGAUGUGGAGCAUGAAACGGAAAAUACUCAAGAAGUUGAACUGUGUUUAAAAGAUCUCAGUUCUGAUUUAAACAGAGCUAGUAAAGUAAAAUCGGGCAUUACUAUGAAGCCUGUAGGAGCGAGUCCUAAAGUGAUGCCUCGCAGAAAUCCUCUGUCUCUGACAGCAACGCCAGUGAAGAGUGAGGUAGAGAAUAGCAGUCUACAUAUGUCACACCUGGACAACACUAACAUACCUGAAGCAUCCUCACCAAGGGUCACAACUCCAAGGAAGAUCCAAUCUGGUGGGAAUCCCAAGUUUAAACCAGUGACGAGCCUCGAGGACAUGCAGGCGAUACGUGCUGUCACUUUUCACCCUGAGGGUCAUUUAUAUGCAGUCGGAUCCAACUCAAAGACACUCCGAGUCUGCAGCUUCCCUAAUGUCUCUAAUCUUAAGGAGGAUGAUGAGCCUACCCAGACAAACGUCAUAUUUAAACGCAACAAGCACCACAAGGGCUCCAUCUAUUGUCUUGGCUGGAACCCUGGUGGAGAUCUGAUCGCGACAGGGUCAAACGACAAAUCAAUCAAGAUUGUUCGCUUUAAUAGUGACACAGGAACUACAGUUGGUCCUGAUAUGGAGUUGAGCAUUCAUGAUGGGACUGUGAGGGACCUUGUCUUUAUGCAGGAUUCAAAUACAAAAGAAUCUCAGUCAUUGUUGAUCAGUGGAGGGGCAGGAGAUUGCAAGAUAUAUGUGACAGACUGUGCCACUGGAACCCCAAUCAGAGCUAUGGCAGGGCAUACAGGUCACAUCUAUGCACUUCACACUUGGGGAGGUUGUAUGUUUGUAAGUGGCUCUCAGGAUAAGACAGCAAGAUUCUGGGAUCUCCGGGCCUCCACAGCAGUCAACAUUGUUCCCAGUCCUAAACCAGGAAGUCCCUUUGCAUCUGUGAGUAUGGACAACUCUGGUCGUCUGUUUGCAUCAGGACAUGAGGAUGCAAAUGUCAUGUUGUUCGAUAUCCGUGGUAACAGAAUCAUCCAGACGUUCAAGCCUCACACCAGUGAUGUGCGCACUGUACGCUUCUCUAUGAAUGCUUAUUAUCUCCUUAGUGGUUCCUAUGACAAUAGCAUUGUUCUCACUGAUUUGCAUGGUGAUCUUAUGCGCCCCCUGCCCAGUGUUGCAGUGGCAGAACACAAGGAUAAGGUCAUCCAGUGUCGCUGGCACCCUUCACAGUUGGCCUUUGUCAGUACGAGUGCAGAUAGGAUGGCUACUUGUUGGGCUUUGCCUGUAGUUUGAUGCUGUACACAUCAUAUAAUGUAAAGUGAGAUUGUCACUCAAUGAUAGACAGUACAGUGAGAUCUAACUGAAUUAGAACAGGCAGUAAAAUGCAGAUGCCAUGUUUUACACAAAGAAGUGCUUUAAGGGGCAUUCUUUGUGUUGCAUGUGGUACUUUGUUUGACAAUAUACAUAUUGUACUUUUUGUGAAGAUGUACAAUAACACACUUAUAUACUUAUGUACAUGGACACACAUGAAAUAUACAGUAGAACCUAUUUAAACAGAACUGUACAUGCUGGAAAUAGCUGAAUAUGUGCACAUUUGUUCGCAUUUUGCUGGAAAAAUAGUAGAUUCAAAUAUGGAACUGAUUACAUGUUUACAUGACAUGUUCACCCCAUAGAGUUGUUCCCAUACAUUAGUUACACUGUACCCUACAGUAUA
Molecule: messenger RNA, 3813 nt
Organism: Owenia fusiformis
Lineage: Eukaryota; Metazoa; Annelida; Polychaeta; Sabellida; Oweniidae
Source: the annotation of a GenBank genome assembly